AAAUUCUCUAAUUAGUCUGGAAACGGGGGACCUAAUUCUUGCAUUCUGUGAAAACGGAACUAAACAUUAUCACGUGACUUGAAAACGACACAUUUUGCUCACGUUGGAAGAGGCGUUCGAAUUGGUUGAUAAUAAUUAAAGUUGUAAAUAUUGUGCAUCGUUCCUUCGAAGUUCCUUCUCAUAUUAAACACAGAACAGCAUAAAAUGUUAACUUGAAUCAUUUUAUGAAAAAUUACCAUGAUAAUUUUUUCAUAUUGAAGAAAAGUACGAGUAACAAUUGAAAAUAAGAUUGUCUGACAUUCGACGAAUCACGUGGUUUUCGGUGCUAAUUGAUAAUGACAAGAAUUAAGUUUCGGACAUUAUUUCAGUGUCAUGCUUUAAAAUAUGCUCAUUAUAAAUAUCGAGGAAGAAUUGCAACGAGAAGUGUUACAACUUGGUCGCACUUGGCAUCGGCUUUCAACUCAUUACCCAAUAAAAAAUUUAGUAUAUUAGAAGAAAAAAUGGGAUUAUUUGGUUAUAGAGAACUUAAUGAUCCUCUUGGGUUUGAAUUAAUGAAAGAAAAUGCUAUUCUAGAAGCUAGAAGUUUGGUAAAUGAAGCACUUUCUCCUGAUAGGAAACAGAAAAUUGUUGAAAUAUUUGAUAUGUUGUCUGAUACAUUAUGCAAGGUUGCUGAUUUGGCAGAAUUUGUUAGAAUUGGACAUCCAAAAAAACGUUUUGUAUAUGCUGCAGAAAAUGCUGCCAUAUCAAUAGGAAGUUUAGUGGAAGAGCUAAACACAAAUAGAAAAUUAUAUGAAGUUGUUCGUGAUGUUUCUGAAAAUGGUGAUAUAUUUCCUACAGAUCCAAUAGAUGACCAUGUUGCUAAACUUUUCUUGUUUGAUUUUGAACAGAGUGGAAUUCAUUUAGAAUCUGAUAAAAGGAAACUUGUUGUAGAUUUAAAUUCUUACAUUCUCCAUGUCGGUUCGCAUUUUAUGAAUGGAAGUUUAAAACCUCGUUCUGUAUUAAAAUCCGAACUUCCAGAAAAUAUACGUCAUUGUUUUUCAGCUGAUGGUGACAGUAUACUUGUCAAUGGAUUGUUUGCAGAUUCUCCAAAUGAAAUUGUCAGAGAAGCUGCUUAUAAAAUCUUUCUCUUUCCUGAUGAGCAUCAGGAAAAGCUUUUAGAAGAAUUACUAAAUGCUCGAUAUCAACUUGCUCAGUUAUGUGGAUUUGAUACUUAUGCUCAUCGUGCAAUAAAUGGAAGUUUAGCAGGAAAUCCUUCUGUAGUUAACAGGUUUUUGCAAACAAUUUCUGAUGAAUUAAAAUCUAGAGCAAAUAUUGAUUAUAAUGAAAUGUUGAAAAUGAAGAAAACCAUUAACAAAUAUGCAGAAGAAAUAAAACCAUGGGAUAUUCCAUAUUAUACUUCUUUAGCCAAACAACAAAGAUUCCAGAUUAAAGGGUCUGAUUUUAGCCCUUAUUUUUCACUUGGUGUUUGCAUGGAUGGAAUUAAUUAUCUUUUACAAUCCUUAUAUGAUAUAUCUUUAAAAGUAGAGAAUGUGAAGAAUGGUGAAGUUUGGCAUACUGAUGUUAUUAAACUUUCUGUCUGGGAAGGAGAUGGUACUCUCUUAGGGUAUAUUUAUUGUGAUUUUUUUGAACGUAAAGAUAAACCUAACCAAGACUGUCAUUUCACCAUUCAAGGUGGACGUCUACUAAAAGAUGGAUCAUAUCAAAUUCCAGUUGUAGUUUUAAUGUUGAAUUUUUCAUCACCAACUUGGUCUAAACCCUCCUUGUUGACACCAAAUAUGAUUGAUAAUUUGUUUCACGAAAUGGGUCAUGCUAUGCAUUCAAUGUUGGCAAGAACAAAAUAUCAGCAUGUAACAGGAACUCGUUGCUCUGCCGAUAUUGCAGAAGUACCAUCUAUACUCAUGGAAUAUUUUGCAAGUGAUCCUAGGGUAGUUUCAAAAUUUGCACGCCAUUACGAGACUGGUAAACCAAUUCCUGAAUCUCUACUUAAAAAUUUAAGUUUAUCCAAAAAUUUAUUUUCUGCAUCCGAAGCUCAACUUCAAGUGUUUUAUGCCGCUUUGGAUCAGAAGUAUCACAACAAACCCGAAAGUGGUAAAUCAACUACUGAAAUUUUAAAAGAAGUACAACAAAGUUAUUAUGGUCUUCCUCAUGUAGCUCAUACAGCAUGGCAACUGCGAUUUGGUCAUCUUGUUGGCUAUGGAGCAAAAUAUUAUGCAUAUACAAUGUCAAGAGCAAUUGCAGCUCAGAUUUGGCAUUCCAUCUUUAAAGAUGAUCCUUUGAAUCGUGCUGCAGGAGAGCGUUAUAGGAGGGAAGUGUUAGCUCAUGGUGGAUCUAAACCUCCAAUGCAACUAAUUGGUGAUUUUCUGCAAACAGUUGUAACACCAGAAAUGUUAGCUAAAGCAUUUAUUAUGGAUAUUGAUGCAAAAACUUGAAAUUUUGUAAUAUAUUGUAUUUUACAAUAUUUAAUAGUCUAUUUUUAAUUCUGUUUAACUUGUAAAGUUUAUAAAGUUAAUAAAUAU
Messenger RNA from Centruroides sculpturatus (bark scorpion), 2516 nucleotides. Its product is annotated as mitochondrial intermediate peptidase-like. Gene Ontology annotation, cellular component: mitochondrion. Gene Ontology annotation, molecular function: metalloendopeptidase activity. NCBI's taxonomy places the organism in Eukaryota, Metazoa, Arthropoda, Arachnida, Scorpiones, Buthidae. Gene Ontology annotation, biological process: peptide metabolic process. The transcript has 17 exons. The record is from RefSeq and is a predicted model, not a curated record. Bases 336 to 2429 code for a protein of 697 amino acids.